CAUGUUUCCAAACACUAAUGAAUCUGUAACAUUUGUAGCCACGUAUUUCUUCCCGCCAUAAUUCCAGUUUCUCGGUCUUAAAUGUUAUGUAUAUUUGUAUGAAGAGUGUUGAAUAAGGCCUCAAUGGCAUUCAGCCAGUCAGCAUCUGGUUUGUUGCCGGAGUAACUGGCAUCGAUUGUGCUACCUUCAGCCAUAGCUGCGCGGUAUCGUUUUCCGCAUCUCUAUUCUGGGAACCGCUAGCAUCUAUUCAGACGCUAGAUCCGUACUGUUUCAACGGAGGUGGGUCACAAGAUUCACGUCACUUCGGAGGAGAUGGAAUAUGUACCGUAGACGAUGUCGUUACGUGAAGGAGUGAGACGAUAUGCUAACGUUACAGGUGCCACCAGCCGAUCUGUCCGCGCAAUGGGUCACAUUAGCCACGGCUAAACACGUGCGAGUUUCCAGCAGCAGACUUGUGAAUACCUUACGAUCAGUGGAUUACGACGUGAAGAUCUUCAUUAGCAUAUAUACACACACAGUAGCGAGUCAUAUAUCGCGCUCCUUCGCAUCACGCAUGAGUGAUUUCCGAGAUAUUGAAGGUGAAAGUGGUUGAUCGAAUUGUGGCGCGUGGUGACAGAAAUCGUCGUCGCCUCGUCAAUUGCGAGUUAUCGUGACAUGGACGAAGGUUCCGAUUGGGAAUAGGCCCUGAUGUGUAUUUCUUGAGGAGCGUUGUGGCCCCCCAAAAUGAGUGCUAAAAAUUCUACCUACCAAGAAUGUUUGGAUAACGAUCGUAUGUGGUAUGCCUUCCUGGCUUCAAGUUUGGUGACAUUUGGAUUGGGUUUGGUGGUUAUACUUUGCUGGAGAUUAAUAGCCUGGCUGUGUUGUGGCAAGCGAAAACAUGCUCAGGUGUCCUACAGGUCAGUCUGUCCAUCCCCUACUGCCCAGAACCAGAAGGCAGCUGCCACUGUUCAAGGUCAAGGUCAGCAGGGGAUGCUACUCAACAAGACCCCUGACCCUGAGAUUGGAUGGAUGACCGAGGCCAAAGACUGGGCAGGGGAACUUAUAUCAGGACAGACCACGACUGGCAGGAUACUGGUUGGGCUUGUGUUUCUGCUGAGCAUAGCAUCUCUCAUCAUAUACUUCAUCGAUGCUUCAGGUAACGAGAACGUGGAAACAUGUCACCCGUGGGCCUCCAGUACAACCCAGCAGGUCGACCUGGCCUUCAACGUGUUCUUCAUGAUCUAUUUCUUCAUCAGGUUUGUGGCAGCCAACGACAAGCUAUGGUUCUGGCUGGAGUUGUUCUCGUUUGUGGACUACUUCACAAUCCCCCCUUCCUUCGUGGCCAUCUACCUGGACAGAAACUGGCUAGGUUUGAGGUUCCUGAGAGCAUUGCGGCUGAUGUCCAUCCCGGACAUCUUGACGUACCUCAACAUCCUCAAGACCAGCACCAUGAUCCGCCUUGUCCAGCUGGUGGCAUACUUCGUCAGUCUCUGGCUCGCCGCGGCUGGCUUCCUCCACCUGAUUGAGAAUUCUGGAGACUUUUUCUUCAAUUUCUCGAAUCCCCAAAAGUUGACCUACUGGGAGUGCCUCUACUUCCUGUUGGUAACCAUGUCAACCGUAGGGUAUGGAGACGUCUACGCAACAACUGUUCUGGGGCGGACCUUUGUCACCUUUUUUAUCCUCAUAAGCAUUGGUUUGUUUGCAAGCUUUAUCCCUGAAAUAGCAGAAAUCUUGAGUCGCAGACAGAAAUACGGAGGCACAUACAAGAAAGAAAGGGGAAAGAGACAUAUUGUUGUGUGUGGCCAUAUCACCUUCGAGUCGGUGUCCAACUUCUUAAAGGAUUUCUUACACAAAGAUAGAGAGGACGUGGAUGUAGAAAUUGUCUUCAUACACAAGAUGUUGCCUGACCUGGAAUUGGAAGGUCUUCUCAAACGUCACUUUACACAAGUUGAGUUUUUCCAGGGCACAGUGAUGGAUGCCAAUGACUUGGAAAGGGUUAAGAUUCGUCAAGGUGACGCGUGUCUGGUCCUGGCCAACAAGUACUGCGAAGACCCAGACCAGGAGGACGCAGCCAACAUCAUGAGAGUCAUAUCAAUAAAAAACUACCAUUCCGAAAUAAAAGUUAUUGUGCAACUCCUGCAAUAUCAUAACAAGGCAUACCUGCUGAACAUCCCAAGCUGGGACUGGAAACGAGGGGAUGAUGCUGUGUGUAUUGCAGAACUCAAACUCGGAUUCAUCGCUCAGAGCUGUCUGGCACCUGGAUUCUCAACCCUCAUGGCCAACCUCUUCACCAUGAGGUCCUACAAGCAGGGUGUUGAUCGAGCUCAGUGGCAGGCAGACUAUAUGCGGGGAACAGCCAUGGAGAUGUACACAGAAUACCUUUCCAGUGCCUUCAAUGGCAUGACCUUCCCUGAAGCAGCAGAGUUGUGUUUUGUGAAGCUAAAGCUCCUCCUAUUGGCAAUAGAAGUCCGGCAGGAGGACACAAGGGAGAGCACUCUUGCUAUCAAUCCCGGGCCUAAGGUGAAGAUAGAGAAUGCCACACAGGGGUUCUUCAUAGCUGAGUCUGCAGAGGAGGUCAAAAGAGCAUUUUAUUAUUGUAAAACCUGCCACAGCGACGUAAACGAUGUCCGUGCUAUUAAGAAGUGUCGCUGUCGUCCAUUGGCAAUGUUCAAGAAGGGAGCUGCAGCUGUCCUAGCCUUACAACGAACUGAACCCACUAACCCGGAUGUUCCAGGAGCAAGGGAGAAGAAAACUCCAGAAAAGACUCCCCAAGUGAAUGAGAAACACCAUAAAAGGGAAUUCGAAAUAAACAACAUGUCUCCCGCAAGGCGGAUCUGUACUUGGAGGUGCACCAUAAACAUGGCGACCCACCCAAUAUGGUCGAUAAGAACCACCCCUCUUCUCAUAGACAGCGUAGCAAUUCCCAAAAAAGCCUCAAAGGACAGAAACGCAGUAAAAGCAACAGGCGAGAUUCAGGGGAAAAAGAAAAGCAGUUGACAUACCUGCAGCUGUCUGCAAAUAGGCGCUGUAUUAUGUAAUUCUGGUAUUUCCAGCAUUUACAGUGUUGAUGGCAUGUUCCCAACAACUAGUUAUGUAUGUUUUCCUCAUGACAGCCUCUUGUGCAUCAAACAUUUGAUCAUUUGAGUGUGCAAAUUCCCGGUCUUAAAUUUGACAGUUCCAACAAAUAAUAUGUUUGGGUUUUUAGAAAGUUUGAAUGAAUAUUUCAUCUUCAUCCAUGCAUUGCUAGAUCCCCUAUCUUAUACCUUCGUUGCUAUUUUCUGCUGUAACCGACAUUAAC
Haliotis rubra (blacklip abalone) is the source of this 3277-nucleotide messenger RNA. Its product is annotated as calcium-activated potassium channel slowpoke-like. Gene Ontology annotation, biological process: potassium ion transport; transmembrane transport. Gene Ontology annotation, molecular function: large conductance calcium-activated potassium channel activity. The record is from RefSeq and is a predicted model, not a curated record. The transcript has 20 exons. The coding region runs from base 724 to 2976 and encodes 750 amino acids. NCBI's taxonomy places the organism in Eukaryota, Metazoa, Mollusca, Gastropoda, Lepetellida, Haliotidae. Gene Ontology annotation, cellular component: postsynaptic membrane.